Molecule: messenger RNA, 1146 nt
Organism: Olea europaea var. sylvestris
Lineage: Eukaryota; Viridiplantae; Streptophyta; Magnoliopsida; Lamiales; Oleaceae
Product: syntaxin-71-like
Exons: 9
Coding region: 452-925 (157 amino acids)
Biological process (GO): vesicle fusion; intracellular protein transport
Cellular component (GO): endomembrane system; SNARE complex
Molecular function (GO): SNARE binding; SNAP receptor activity
Source: RefSeq, a predicted model, not a curated record
AACGGGAUAAAAUUCAAAAGAAAAAAAGAACUGUAAUGUACAGUACAGUCUGAACCUCCUCGGAAUCGAUCUGCCCCAGUAUUGAUAUCCUUACUUCAUUGAAACUCGCGAUAAAAGUAGGUGAUAAAAUGAGUGUGAUCGAUCUAUUGACUCGCGUGGAUGCGAUCUGCAAGAAGUACGAUAAAUACGACAUCGAGAAACAGAAGGAUUCCAACAUAUCUGGGGAUGACGCCUUCGCCCGCCUCUAUGCAGCUGUUGAUUCCGACAUUGAGGAGGCACUUCAGAAAGCGGAGACGGCUUCCAGAGAAAGUAAUCGGGCAUCUGCUGUUGCCAUCAAUGCAGAGAUUCGUAGAACCAAGCCAGAUUGCUUGAAGAGGUCCCCAAAUUGCAGAGGCUGGCCGUUAAGAAGGUUAAAGGACUUUCAGCGGAAGAACUUGCUGUGCGUAAUGAUAUGGUACUUGCAUUACCUGAUAGGAUUCAAGCCAUACCAGAUGGUGCUGCAGCUGCGCCCAAACAAUCUGGGGGCUGGGGAUCUUCAGCUCCUCGUACAGAAAUCAAAUUUGAUUCAGAUGGACGGCUUGACAGUGAGUACUUUCAGCAAACUGAACGGUCAAGUCAAUUCAGGCAAGAGUAUGAAAUGCGGAAAAUGAAACAGGACCAAGGAUUGGACAUGAUAACAGAAGGUUUAGAUACUCUAAAAAACAUGGCAAACGACAUGAAUGAGGAAUUGGAUAGGCAAGUUCCUCUUAUGGAUGAGAUUGACACCAAGGUGGACAAGGCAACAUCUGACCUGAAGAAUACCAAUGUCCGACUGAAGGACACUGUUAAUCAGCUGAGAUCCAGUCGAAAUUUCUGUAUUGACAUAAUAUUGCUGUGUAUAAUUCUGGGAAUUGCAGCCUAUUUGUACAAUGCGUUGAAGAAGUAGAAGUGGUUGAAAGACUGCUUGGUGUCUGUCUCGAGACUUUGCUAUUAUUUCACUGAUUUGAGUUGUUGCUAUAUGGUUCUUUGUACAAUUUGUUUGAUUUUCAUGUUGGCAAAACUUGUUUAAAAUUCUGCUUCUAUUUGAAGUAGUUUUUGGUAAUUUGACCCAUUUUUCCUAUUAAUAUUAGUCUAACAAUGUGCCAUGUUAGGCUGGAAUUUUUUUCA